Molecule: messenger RNA, 1335 nt
Organism: Cladophialophora yegresii CBS 114405
Lineage: Eukaryota; Fungi; Ascomycota; Eurotiomycetes; Chaetothyriales; Herpotrichiellaceae
Product: acyl-CoA dehydrogenase
Exons: 1
Coding region: 1-1335 (444 amino acids)
Molecular function (GO): flavin adenine dinucleotide binding; acyl-CoA dehydrogenase activity
Source: RefSeq, a predicted model, not a curated record
AUGUCCGCCAAAAGAUCAACCGCACAUACAAUCAGGAACGUAUUCCACGCAAUCAGACUCACGGGAAGGUCCAAGCUUCAAUCACCUAUCCACAACUCCUUACGCUGCCUACGCCCCUUUUCGUCAACGAGCUGCCACAGAGCGCGUGGCACGGAGUACCUCCAAAACCAUGAUCCGGACUUGACCGACACGCAACGAACGGUCCGUGAAUCCAUUGCGAAGAUAUGCUCCAAAUUCGGCGAUGACUAUUGGCUGAGGGCCGACGCAGAGCACCGCUUCCCCGUGGAAUUCCACCAAGCCAUCGCCCAGACGGGCUGGUUGGGCAUAUGCAUGCCCUCGGAAUAUGGAGGUUCAGAUCUGGGCAUCUCGGAAGCAAGCGUCAUGAUGCAGACGAUUUCUGAAUCAGGGGCCGGGUACGCCGGGGCGAGUGCCGUCCAUAUGAAUAUCUUCGGGUUAGAGCCCGUCCGGAAAUUCGGAACCCAAGAGCAGAAGCGACGAAUGUUAACGCCACUGAUCGAGGGCAAGGAGAGGGCUUGUUUUGGCGUGACGGAGCCGAAUACAGGACUGGAUACUCUGAGAUUGCAAUCGGCCGCUGUGAAGGAUGGGGAUGCGUACAGGCUGAGUGGGCAGAAGAUCUGGAUCUCCACGGCACAGGUCGCAGAGAAGAUACUUAUCUUGGUUAGAACCACGCCGUUGGAGGAGGUGAAGAAGCCGAGUCAGGGGCUGAGCCUAUUUUACACGGAUCUCAAUAGGGCGCAGGUCGAAGUUCAAGAAAUUCCAAAGAUGGGACGGGCGGCCGUGGACUCGAACACGUUAUUCUUCGACGGGUGGGAGGUACCGCGGGAGGACCUGAUUGGCGAGGAGGGCAAUGGAUUCAAGAUGAUCAUGCAUGGAAUGAAUGCUGAAAGAAUCUUGAUUGCCGCUGAAGCACUGGGGAUAGGAUUCGCGGCCUUGAGGAGAGCCGCGCUAUAUGCUGGGGAGAGAAAAGUGUUUGGGAGGCCGAUUGGGCAGAACCAGGCUAUCCAGCACCCUUUGGCGGAGAGCUGGAUGGAGCUUGAAGCCGCUAGGCUGGUCAUCUAUCAGGCUGCCCGCAUGUAUGAUGCUGGGUAUGAGACGGGCGAAUAUGCCAAUGCCGCGAAAUAUUUGGCUGCCGAGGCGGCUUUUCGAGCUUGUGAAAGGGCGGUCAUGACGCACGGCGGGAUGGGUUAUGCAAAGGAGUACCACGUCGAGAGGUAUCUGCGGGAGAUUAUGAUACCACGGAUUGCUCCUGUCAGCAGAGAGAUGAUCAAGAAUUAUAUUGGAGAGAAGGUGCUCGGACUGCCACGGUCAUAUUGA